AUGCCGAACGCCAUCGAUAUCUCAGCUUCCUCGAUGACCGGCCUGUUGGGCGCAGUCGAGGCUUCGAAAACAGCACAUUCUCUGGCGCGCAAACCGACAGGAAAAACGACGGGCGAUGGUACUGUAGAGGACAUCUACAACAUUUCGCGCUACAAAAAGGGCUCGGCGAUCACAAAAAACAGCUCCAAGUCAAAAGAUUAUUUUGAAAGGAACUCCAAGGGAUCAAAUAAAGGUGUCAAGUCCCGGGCAAUGAAAGAUAAAUUGGAAACUCGAGCUGCGCGGAUAUCAUCGCAACCUCCCUCGGUGCAAGAACAGCUGGCAAUGGAAGCACUCCAGCGCAAGUCAAAAAUAUACGAUGCCACUAUACGAGGCCAGAAAGGAGGAUUAUCUGAGAAACAGUUGGAGGCCUGUCCAUUGGAUAUCGAUGCCAAGCGAGCCAAUCUGAACUUGCAGGCCGACUCGGACACGGACGAAAGCGUGGAGGAAGUAUCCAAGCCUACCAACAUUGGCUCCUCAUCGAUGCCUCCCACGUCCUUCGCAGGUCGGUUAUCGUCUGCACAAGACCUACCUAGAUCGCCCAUACUGGGUGAACGAGAACCCGAGGAAGAAGAAUGGAUCGAGGGUAAAGAUGAAUUUGGACGAGAUACCUUAAUUCCCGCAUCCAAACUAAAAACUUCCCCACUCGAUCCCCAACGAACUCUGGCGUUUGCUCAGACAGAAAGCGCCAGUCAUCUGCAAGAAAUCGGAGCUCAAUACGGCGCCCAAACUGAAUUUCCAUUACUCGAGCUCCCCGAAGGACUUCAGCGAAAAAGGACGGCAGAUGAACCUAUUGAGAAGUACUUUGAUCCAAAGGCUGAGCGCCGCCAGCUGGGGACAGCCUUCUAUGCUCUCUCCAGCAAUCCGGAAGAGCGUCAACGUCAGCAGGAGGAGCUUCGUGCCCGCGAGGAAGAAACUAAGCAGGCCCGCACCGCAGCAAACAAGCUUCCCGAGAAACAGUUGAGCGCGGCCGAAAAGGCUCUUGAAGCUCGUAAACGUCUCUUACAGUCUAAGAAAGAAGAACUUGCUCGUAAACGCAUGAAGAAAACGGACGUGAGCUCAGCUGGUCCGGCUCCGUCAUCGUGA
Molecule: messenger RNA, 1122 nt
Organism: Puccinia triticina
Lineage: Eukaryota; Fungi; Basidiomycota; Pucciniomycetes; Pucciniales; Pucciniaceae
Exons: 3
Coding region: 1-1122 (373 amino acids)
Cellular component (GO): nucleus
Source: RefSeq, a predicted model, not a curated record